Polistes canadensis is the source of this 736-nucleotide messenger RNA. It is a transcript of the gene ND-MLRQ, whose product is annotated as cytochrome c oxidase subunit NDUFA4. The record is from RefSeq and is a predicted model, not a curated record. Lineage: Eukaryota; Metazoa; Arthropoda; Insecta; Hymenoptera; Vespidae. The transcript is spliced from 3 exons. The coding region runs from base 183 to 461 and encodes 92 amino acids.
UCCAAAUGCACUAUUGGUUAAUGCAUCUACAUAGUAAAAAGCAAACAUUCCUAUAAUACGUAGUACUAACAAAAAUAGAUAUUCGAAUGCAUAUCUAUUAUAUAUUUUAUGAGUAAAAGUUACCUUAGUCGGUGUUAAGUACCUGGUACUUCAUUCGAAGACGAGAACUCUAAAUUAAAAACAUGGGAGAAAACAAAGUUAAUAAACCAGGCCCUAUCCUGGGUGGACUUACUCUAUCUUCUUUAAAGAAGAAUUAUCCUCUGAUCCCACUGUUCAUUGCUUUAGGAGUUGGUAUAGCAGGUGCUACAUUUUACUCAUUACGUUUAGCCCUUCGUAAUCCCGAUGUAACGUGGUCUUUAAAGAAAAACCCUGAACCCUGGCAAGAAUAUCGUGAUAAACAAUACAAAUUCUACUCUACUGUGGAUUACAAAGAACAUGCCAACAAAGCACCCGAAUACUAAACAAUUUUCUAUGUAGUAUUGUUGUGUAGAUAGGUAACUAAGAAAAUGAAUGAACUUUUCAUACAUUUUCUACAUAUUCUAUUAUCAUACUUAUGUAUAGAAAUCUAUUUAAUGUCCAUAGUGUUGUUUUAAAUCCAUUAAAAAGUAAUUUAUAAAUUUUUCUCAAUAAAAAUGACUAGUUAUGUUUUAAGUUUAUUUUUAAAAUAUAUUGAAUAGAUGUAAGUUAUUGAAAAAUUUCAUGAUUUUUAAAUAAAUAGAAAUACUAUUAAGUAUAA